GUGGCGUGAGGCGCACGUCUGGCGGCCAUCUUUGCCGCCAAAACAUUACGCGACACUUCGAUGACAGAAAAAAUCAUUGAGUGACUUUUAAUAUUAAAUAAACUGAAUGUAAAAUAUUAGUGACUGUUAAAUGCGUGAAAAAAAAAUGUGGAUUUUUUAAAAAGUGCAUAAUUAGUUUCAUUUGUGUUAAACAAUAAUGGAUCUUACGCGAGCGGAACGUUGACCGUAUUCUUGACAGUGCCAUGGAGCUCAAAACACCAAAAGACAAGAAGAUAUCCAGCUUCACGAAACUCAUUUCGCGCGGCAAAAUGUUCCGGAUACCACUUCUCAUCCUCUUACUGUUGGGCAGCACUAGUUGCGACGAAAACGAAGACGAGUUCCAUUUUCAAAUUAAAAAAUCGAGUUCCGAAUUGCAGAACACAAGUUUGGAACACACGCAUAGACACGGUCGUAAUACCAGUGCAAAAAAAGAUUUGAGUGACAUUAAAUAUUUAAGGCGGCAUUUAAAUAGAGAAAUAGUGAAUUUUGUGAUGACUGAUUAUCUGGUGGAUGGAGAGGUCGAGAAUCGUGUGCAUUACAAUGGGAUUACUGCGAAGGAGACGUAUGUCGGGGCGAAUGGGAGCGGCCUGCGCCUGCGUCAGCUGACAGACGGCCGCCAUCUUGUCCAAGUGAUCUACACACCAAAUGGCGACAUCCAAGACUGCGAGUACAUAACCCAAGCGAAAUAUUCUAGAAACUUCCUCAAAACGUUAAGAAAAGAACUCAAACUCGCGUUAGAAGAACAAUCAGUCAAAUUAUCACAAAAUGAAAUCACUAACGAAGAUGAAAAAUACUACAGACAUUUUAGUAAUGUGACACUUCGUAUUUUGAGAAAUGGUGAGACGCUACCAAUAGAUGUCGCUAGUUGGUUGAAUUUUGACAAGUUGAAAAUGGAAUGCUUGGAAAGACAUGAGGAGCUGACGUUUAUGAUGGCUAAUAAGAAUAAAAUUUCUGGUGCUACGCUUGCAAGAAAAAAGCGCGACGCCGCAGAACUACUGAGAGUGCCAGGGACAAAAUGGUGUGGCAAAGGGUAUUCAGCGACCCGGUACUCUCAGUUAGGGGGCUACACACGCACAGACCGCUGCUGUCGGGUGCACGACCUCCGCUGUCCGUUCUGGAUCGGCGGUAUGGAGAAGAAGUACGGGCUGUUCAACUGGCGUGUGAACACGCUUAUGCACUGCCGCUGCGACGAAAGGUUCCGUGCCUGUCUCAAGCUGGCCAACACUUCAAUGUCCAACAUGGUUGGAAAGCUCUUCUUCAACGUAGUGCAAACCAGAUGUUUCGUGCUGAAGCCAGUCAAAUCCUGCACGCAGCGAUCCUGGUGGGGGCGCUGUUUGCGGCGCUCGUACACGAAACGGGCGUAUUUGAGGGACAACAUGCCGUAUUAACUUUAAGCUCGGGUUGAAUGUGUUUGUGAUUACGGUAGAUGUCGCUGCAUGUUGCGUAUGCGUAGCGACAUCUAGUUUUCUUAAGUGAAAACUGCUUGCGAUUUGUGGAUGGCUUAGUUAAGAUGACAAUUCUAAAGCGCCCAGCAUCCCUUCAGGUAUUUUUUAGACAUUUGUCGAUGUAUGGUCAUCUUGGCUAAGUGGCAUCCCCUGUUACAGAUAUUAAUAGCAACUUUACCACGGGACAUAAGAAGUGACUUUAAAAACAUUGCAUUGAUUAUUCCAUAAAUUGAAUGUAUGAACAUUCUAAUAUUUUUAAUCAAGGUGCCUAUAGCAAUUGGCUAUUUGUCCGUGGCCCAGAAAUAUAAUUUGUAACAAUUUUCAAAGUGACCCCAUGUUGUUCUAAGUUUCU
Leguminivora glycinivorella is the source of this 1836-nucleotide messenger RNA. RefSeq lists its product as uncharacterized. The record is from RefSeq and is a predicted model, not a curated record. Gene Ontology annotation, biological process: arachidonate secretion; phospholipid metabolic process. Gene Ontology annotation, molecular function: A2-type glycerophospholipase activity. Bases 243 to 1427 code for a protein of 394 amino acids. The transcript has 6 exons. NCBI's taxonomy places the organism in Eukaryota, Metazoa, Arthropoda, Insecta, Lepidoptera, Tortricidae.